Molecule: messenger RNA, 2508 nt
Organism: Nymphaea colorata (pocket water lily)
Lineage: Eukaryota; Viridiplantae; Streptophyta; Magnoliopsida; Nymphaeales; Nymphaeaceae
Product: transcription factor ABORTED MICROSPORES
Exons: 10
Coding region: 403-2196 (597 amino acids)
Biological process (GO): regulation of DNA-templated transcription
Cellular component (GO): nucleus
Molecular function (GO): DNA-binding transcription factor activity; sequence-specific DNA binding; protein dimerization activity
Source: RefSeq, a predicted model, not a curated record
UCCAGAAAAAAACACACGCAGAAGGAAGAAAGAAGGAUUACAGAGCGACUUCAGCGCCCAAUAUGAUGGCAUGAUGAUCAAUGGGUAUCUGUCUGUGGAGCAAUUAGACGAUGGCCGCUGCCUCCUCUAUUUGGGUUGGUUGUUGAGCAUCAUCUAAAAAGGGAGAAGGGUUUGCUUCAAAAGUGGGGAGGAGCAUGCUUCCGCAGUGUGCGGCAGGUUGCCUCCUGCUCACAGCUCUCUGUGAUAGUGACAGAGCAGCUUGUGUGCGUGCUUGAACUGAAGCGAUCACCAGCAUAGAGAAAAAAAGAAGCAGCCCCUGCCUGUCUGCAUGAUACUUGGAGAAAGACGUUGCUUCAGAGACCUCUGGCUGAUCAGCUUGUUGGGUGGUGGAGUCAGCGGUUGAUGCCGAUUAUGAAGAGCUUGAACUGCCCAGAGAGUGCAAUAGAGAGGCUGCGGCCCCUCGUCGGAAACAAAAGAUGGGAGUAUUGCGUCUUCUGGAGAUUGCUCGAUGAUCAAAGCUGCUUAGAAUGGACGGGCUGUUGCUGCCGCGGAGCAGAACAAGAAGAGAACAGUGAGCAGUUGUUUCCUGUUUCUCCAUUCACGGAUCAGAACAGCAACGCGGCUCCUUGCAGAGACAUGUCGCUUCAGCACAUGAGAACGAAGACAUGCGACCUCCUCUCCGAGCUAACCAUCUCCAUUCCCUUGGAUUAUGGUCCUCAUGGGCAAGCUUUCUUGUCUAACCAACCCAAAUGGAUCAUCACCCCAAUUGAAGAUAUUGCAGUCACUUCUGAGGUGCUAGCAACAACUAGGGUUUUGGUUCCAGUACCUGCUGGUCUGGUCGAGCUAUUUAUAUCAAAUCAUGUUCCUGAGGACCCUCACGUGGUUCAGUUUGUCAUGGCACAAUUCAAUGAUUGCUGGGCAUCAAACUGCGCCUCCUCUUCUUCACUACAGCUGCAUGAAGAUCACCACCAGGCCGCCAUCUCCAUUUUGGGGAACAGCAGCACCUCUCCCCAGAGCUUCCACUUCUGCACUCGAGAUGUAUCCAUAGCCCAAGCUCACCCCAUCGAUCACGGCUCUGCAGAUCAGUUGGCUCAAGUGUUGGCAGGGGAAGCAGCCAACUAUGAUGAAUCAACUGAUGCGCAGCAGCAGCACCACCAGAUGAAGCAGCAGUUCCUGGACAACCCAUUAGCCUUCAAGGCCCAGCAAGUCUACCCCAGCUUUCAGCAAUGGCUGCCAGAGAACUUGCCUUGGGAUGCAACGCCUGACCAAGUGAGGAUGUCCACUUCAGCACCUCUCAGUUUUUUUGGGCAGCAGUUUCAAGUUUUUGGCAUCCCUGAAAGCAGCCAAGCAAGGCCCAAGGACGAUGUCAUAUUUGAAGAAACGAUCGAAAAGCAAUCAGCUGAUGCGGUUGAUAGCGCGUUUCAGGACAAAGAAAUCAUAAAGCAGGAGAUGAGAAGGACGGACUCUAUCUCAGACUGCAGUGACCAAAAUGAGGAUGAUGAAGACCAGAAGGCAAUGGAGAGGGGAGGCAGAAGGCAUCAGUCCAAGAACUUGGUAGCCGAGAGGAAGAGAAGGAAGAAGCUCAAUGAUAGACUCUAUACCUUGCGUUCAAUUGUGCCAAAAAUCACAAAGAUGGAUAGGGCUUCAAUACUCGGGGACGCCAUAGAGUAUGUCAAGGAAUUGCAGAAGCAGGUGAAAGACCUCCAAGAUGAGCUGGAGGACAUUCCAGAUGGAGGACAAAAGGAUUCUUCUGCUCCACCAGAGAACCAAAAUGGAGUUUUCCGACCAGGGGAAUAUGAGGAAUCUUCAAACGGUCUGAGAAUGGCAGAUCAGGCAACCAGGCUAUCUUACAGUACCAAAACAACAGAGCACCCGAAACAGAACACCGACUGUGGCAGUACAGAUGACAAAGGGCAGCAGAUGGAAGUGCAGGUGGAGGUAACACAAGUUGGUGAACAUGAGUUCAGUCUCAAGAUAUUCUGUGAGAACAGAGCAGGUGGGUUUUCAAGGUUGAUGCAGGCAAUGGACUCCCUCGGGCUCGAGGUCAUCACAGUGAACAUAAUAACAUUCAGAGGCCUCGUCUUGAAUCUAUUCAAAGUGGAGAUGAGGGACAAUGAAGCAAUUCAGGCAGAUCAGGUGAGAGACUCCUUGUUGGAGCUUACUCGUAAUCUAAAUGGAUGGCCAGAGUUGGUAUAAAGCCAUGGCGUGUUCAGAACAUACCAGCAGUGAAUGUGCAGCUGAAAUUCCUGCUGGUGGCGGCACGCAGCAAAAAUGACGGUUUUAAGCAGAAGUACCAUCGUUAACAAAUGCUUUAUAGUUCAUAGCCUUGCCCAUGAAUAAUGAAAACGUGAACCUGUUUCAGCCAUGUCAAACUUGCUUUCCUACAAUCCAUGCGCAGUGUGGCGCCACAGAUAAUAUUGGUUUUGUUACCCAAUAGAUCAUGUAGACGUGAUUUAGCUUGUAGCUGUUUGACAAUAUAGUAAUAUGAUGCCAUAAUCUCUCUCUCUC